This is a messenger RNA of Physcomitrium patens, 675 nucleotides long. RefSeq names its product large ribosomal subunit protein eL27. NCBI's taxonomy places the organism in Eukaryota, Viridiplantae, Streptophyta, Bryopsida, Funariales, Funariaceae. Gene Ontology annotation, molecular function: structural constituent of ribosome. Gene Ontology annotation, cellular component: ribosome. The record is from RefSeq and is a predicted model, not a curated record. Gene Ontology annotation, biological process: translation.
UAUUGGAAGUGAAGCGAAAAGGCUCUCCUUUCACCAUCUCUCUCCACAGUGUGUGUAUGUGUGUGACAGAAGGCGUCUCGUCUCGUCUCCAGCUGCAACACCACAAUGGUGAAGUUUCUGAAGCCCAACAAGGUGGUCGUGCUCUUGCAGGGCCGCUACGCCGGUCGCAAGGCUGUCAUUGUUAAGAACUUCGACGAUGGCACCAAGGAGCGCCCCUACGGUCACGCUAUCGUCUGUGGAAUCGCCAAGUAUCCCCGCAAGGUAAUCAAGAAGGCGUCGCAGAAGACCAUUGCCAAGCGCUCCAGGCUGAAAGCUUUCACCAAAGUGGUGAACUACAACCACAUCAUGCCCACUAGGUAUUCCUUGGACGUGGACCUGAAGAACAUUGUUACCGCCGACAAGUUGGAGUCUACCGCAAGCCGAGUAGAAGCCAGAAAGGCGUCGAAGACAGUUUUGGAAGAGAGAUUCAAGACUGGCAAGAACAGGUGGUUCUUCUCUAAGCUUAGGUUCUGAUAAUAUUCACAGUUUUGGAUAGAUUUGGGAUAUGGAUUGUAGUAUCUCAGCAUGUUCUUGAAUCUCUCGUGGAAAGAAUGGAUGGUAGUGGUCAUUCACAAAUGGAAGCAAUAUGUUCUUGACUCACAUUCCUUGAAAUCAUCUCUUGUGUUGUACUGGUCC